Messenger RNA from Sceloporus undulatus (fence lizard), 2808 nucleotides. It is a transcript of the gene FAM177A1, whose product is annotated as family with sequence similarity 177 member A1. NCBI's taxonomy places the organism in Eukaryota, Metazoa, Chordata, Lepidosauria, Squamata, Phrynosomatidae. The record is from RefSeq and is a predicted model, not a curated record. The transcript has 5 exons. The coding region runs from base 115 to 762 and encodes 215 amino acids.
CUGAGCUCACUUGGCAGCUGGGCCUCCGCCUGGGAGGCGGGUCGGGCCUGCUCUCCGCCUCCUCCUCCUCCUCCGGGCCGCUUGUCUCUCUGUCUCUGGCCGGGCGAGGGGAGCAUGGAGCAGGGGCUCUCCCGCGGCGCCCUCCACUGCGCUCCCGCCUUCGUCGCCCUCGCCGCCUGCGCCAUGGAGCAAGAGCAGCUGCAUGCAAAUGGUGAUAAAGGCUUUGAGAACGUGGAACUUGGAGUCAUUGGAAAAAAGAAGAAAAUUCCAAGGAGGGUCAUCCACUUUGCAAGUGGUGAAACUAUGGAAGAAUAUAGCACAGAUGAAGAGGAAGAUGAACAGCAGGAAAAAAAAGAUCUCUUGCCUUCUGUUGAUCCAGCGACUCUUACUUGGGGACCUUAUUUGUGGUUUCAGAUGCUAAGAGUAGCCACUUCAACACUAUCAGUAUGCGACUUCCUUGGUGAAAAGAUUGCCUCUGUUUUGGGAAUCAGUACACCAAAAUACCAGUAUGCCAUAGAUGAAUACUACAGGAUGAAGAAGGAGGAAGAGGAAGAGGAAGAAGAGAACAAGAUGUCAGAGGAAGCAGAAAGGAGGUUUCAAGAGCAGCAAAAUCAGACUCAAGAGGGGACUUCUGUGCAGACAGCCCAGCCAGAAGCUACCACCUGCAGUACUUUUGUGAACCUCAACUUUGAAACUGAGGGAGAUUGUCUGCCUGUUACAGAAAAUAAACAAGAAAUUACUCCUAUAUCUGCUUUAGAAUGAGGGCAUUCCUUAUUUCUGAAGCUGUCAAAAUGUAUAGUUCCCUUUAUGCAUGUUCAGUGGAAUGUAAAUUUUUUAAGGUAUGAGGAAAGGAGAUUAUCAGUGUUUCUUCAGUCAACACCUGUCUAAUAAAGGCUAAGACAUUUUAGUUAAAACUGAGAUUAUGAAAUGCAAGUAACUGGGAUUUAAAUUAACCUAUCUAUGCAGAACAAGUAAAACUUCUUUCCUGAACAUCUUGUGCCUUAUUGACAGUUGUGAACUGAUAAUUGUGCUGUAUGGUUUAAGGUCUGUUGUGUGUUUGUUAUGUAUUAUAAUGAAGGUGGAAGCUUAUUAGACUAAUUGAAACUAACUCACAAGGUAUCUUUGUGACUUAGUUUAAUUUAUUAUCACUAUUGCAUGUGCAUUCUCAUACUGUAAAACGUGACUUUGUUAUUGUCUCUUAAAUAAAUAAGCAGUUGUAUAUAAAUGUGUCUGAAAACUGUCCUGCUAAGGACAGUUAUUAGUAGGCCCCUAAAGCACACUGCCACUAUUAGAAGAGGUCUAAGAGUAUCUAGUUAGUUGGCUGUAAUCUCUCACUAUAUUAAGUGUUGAGGGAAGGACAUCUAGUAUUUAGAAAGUUUGAAAUUUAAUUUGUCUAUAUCAGGAAUGGGUAACAUGUAGCCCUGGACUGGGGGCGAGGCCCCAUAUGCCCUCUGCCAGAGCUCAGAGGAAGUCACUUCAGAUUUUGAAUAGCUCUUCCAGGAUCUAUAAUACUUGAGACAGGGCAGAAUAGAAUAAAAUUGCUUUACCAAAGUUCCUCCCUAGAGUAUUUUUUUUUAAAAGCCAGGUAGUAAGAAGCUGGAGGGCAACAAAAUAAGGCUUGAAGGGCUGCACGUUGGGUUGUACUUUUCCCGUCUCUGCCCUACACUGUGGCUGGGGAGAUAAAUCUGUUCUUUUCAGGCAGCAUGGUCGCUACUGAUAUGAGAAGACUGGAGGGGUCCAGUAAGAUAUGGAGAGUCGAAAAUCCCCUUCUCACCUAACAUACAUCAAAGUAGUCUAAAGAGAGGAUGGUAAGCUGAGGAGCCAAAUGUUGAAUGAAUGUUCUCUUUCAUCUGGUCAAAAUGUGAUAUAUAGUUUCCCCCUACUUUUCGGAAUUUAAAACAGGCUGUUACAAUGGUGGAAUUUGAUUUUUGUAUUCAAACCAUUUUUUAAAAAAUGAGUUUGAGAAAUGCCUAUCAUACCAUUACUGGGGGUGGGGUGGGGGGAAUGUCUAGCUAGAAAUUUCUUCCCCCUGACCAAGUAUGGCUAAGAAUCUGCUGCUGCUUAUGUAAUUAAUUUUUCUAUAGUCAAUUGGUACUAAUUCUCACAAAACAUCUGUAGUGCAAAUGUUUGUAGAUACAGGAAAGGAUUUAAGGGCUACAUGCUGGUGACACAAAGGGAUGUAUUCAGCAAAACUGCCUCCUCCUGCAAGCACGUCCUGGCUAUAGUUCAAUACUGAAAUAGUUUAAGAUCUCUUCCCCCACUGUAUCUUGGCUCCUUUUUUUGUGCAACCUAAUGCUGUCAUAUAGAAUACAUAAUAUUUUAGAAGAAACUGCACAGUAGAAGUUCAAAUUAUACUACAGUAUUCACAGGGCAGGAAACAUGACAGCAUAGCAAGAAAAACACAGAGAACAUGUGCACAUGCUUGCCUUCCUUGUCAGAAGUGGGUAGAAAGAAAAGACUCAGUUAGGGCUCAGUUCCUUGUUUUUCUUAAAGUCUGUUUCCACUUUGGAUUAGAGAAUGUUGUUAAUUUCAGUUAGCAAAUGUCCAUUAUGGCAAGCCUAUGUUCAAAUCUCUACACAGGAUACAAGACCCACUAAAGUAUCACAAUUAAUUAAAUAAUACGAUUGACCAAGUCUGUAACUUUUGCUAGCCAAAAAUUUCUUGUUGUAUGGACUAGGGAAGGGCUUAUUGCCAUGAGGUUCUUUUUGUCACUGUGCCUUAUCUUUGAUAUUUCUUUUGAUAUAUGCAAGUGGUACAAAGGUGGUUACUUUUUCUUGCAAUUACAUUAAAAUUAUAUUUAAUUUUAAA